CCCACGAUACCUGUUGCUUCAAGAUGUACAAGAGCGUUCUUCUAUUAAGCGUCUUCGCUGUCGCCUGCUAUGGACAAUCGAAAGUGCCCGUAUAUGUGUACUACGAGUCGCUCUGCCCCGAUAGUGCCGCGUUCGUAAACGAUCAACUUUACCCCGUGGCUAAGGCUUUCAAGAAGAAUCUAGAGCUGCAUCUGGUACCGUUCGGCAAGUCCACCUAUACGACGCAAGGUUCGGAUGUGAUGUUCACGUGCCAUCACGGAGAAAAUGAAUGUUACGGCAACAAGGUGCACGCGUGUGCUAUUCAGCACAUCCAGGGCAAUUCGUACCAGCCCAAUAUCUCGAAGGAAGAUCUUACGCUGGAGUACGUGAACUGUUUGAUGCAUCGGGCUCAGCUGAAGGAUGGCGCGUUCCCGACCAAGCGCUGUGCCGAUGAGAUUAAGAUUGAACAGUGGCAAACCAUCAUGGAGUGUGCGAACAGUACCGAGGGUAGCCAGCUGCUGAAGCAAUACGGUGAUGUGACCAACAAGCUGCAAUCACCACUUAAGAGUGUCCCCACCGUUGCCUUCAAGCAGACGUACGAUGAUGAACUGCAGAAACUGUCCGUGCGUAGCUUCCGUCAUGCGCUGUGCAAAAACCUGAGCCCGCAGCCCGUCGAAUGUCUCGAUCUUCCAGCUAGCGCAUCGGCAGUCAGCUCCAUCGGUAUGCUCGUCGCUGUGGUCGUCGCUCUCGUUGCCAGGCUGUUUUAA
This is a messenger RNA of Anopheles maculipalpis, 746 nucleotides long. RefSeq names its product GILT-like protein 1 (gene GILT1). The transcript is spliced from 4 exons. Bases 24 to 746 code for a protein of 240 amino acids. NCBI's taxonomy places the organism in Eukaryota, Metazoa, Arthropoda, Insecta, Diptera, Culicidae. Gene Ontology annotation, molecular function: oxidoreductase activity, acting on a sulfur group of donors, disulfide as acceptor. The record is from RefSeq and is a predicted model, not a curated record.